Racocetra persica is the source of this 219-nucleotide messenger RNA. Lineage: Eukaryota; Fungi; Glomeromycota; Glomeromycetes; Diversisporales; Gigasporaceae. The record is from the annotation of a GenBank genome assembly.
UCCGUUUUGAUGCUUUCCUUACGAAUUAUUACUUGAAGAAACCUGCAAUUGGUGCUUGGAUAUGUCGAAUAGUUGCUAAUGUUAUUAUCAUAACCAUACGAACAGAAUUAUAUCAAGCAAUGAAACAGACUUGGCUUUGUACAUUGCCUCAUCCAGCUGAAAAAGUUUUUGGAUUACCUCGCGAUUAUGACAUGAUUUUAGAAAGAAAACAACUUGAUG